GUGUGCGUUGAUUAACGCGCGCGCCACGCACGCACCGCAUCCACACGAACCGAGCCAGACCCGACGCGAGCUCCACCCCCUGCCGGUGUUUCUCUGCCCGCCCCCUCCACCUCCUCCUCUAUGCUCAGCUCGGUGUGCGUCUCCUCUUUCAGAGGGCGCAAGGGUGGCAGCAAGUCGUGCGCCAAAGCAUGCGCGAGCGCCGACAUGACUUGCCCGUCGGACAGCGAGCGCAUCGUGAUCAACUGCGGCGGCGUGCGGCACGAGACCUACCGCAGCACCCUCCGCACGCUGCCCGGCACGCGCCUGUCGUGGCUCACGGAGCCCGACGCGUGCAGUAACUUCGACUACGACCCCAAGUCGGACGAGUUCUUCUUCGACCGGCACCCGAGCACGUUCGCCUUCAUCCUCAACUACUACCGCACCGGCAAGCUGCACUGUCCCGGUGAUGUGUGCGGCCCGCUGUUCGAGGAGGAGCUCGCCUUCUGGGGCAUCGACGAGACGGACGUGGAGGCGUGCUGCUGGAUGAAUUACCGGCAGCACCGUGACGCCGAGGAGGCGCUUGACAGCUUCGAGACGCCCGAACCGGACGCACCGGAGGACGAGGCUGCGGCGCUGGCCGGUGGCGGCGGAGGGGGCGGGGCCGACGGGGACCUCAAACGGCUGUGCCUGCACGAGGACGGCGGCAAACCGAGCUGGUGGAGCGUGUGGCAGCCGCGCGUCUGGGCGCUCUUCGAGGACCCGUACUCAUCCAAAUACGCACGGUACGUGGCGUUCGGAUCCCUCUUCUUCAUCCUUAUCUCCAUCUCGACGUUCUGCCUGGAGACGCACGAGGCGUUCAACACCAUCCGCAACCGUACAGAGAAUGUGACGGUGGACAACAUGACGCGUGAGGAAGUGGUGUUCGAGAUGGUGACGGACAACUGGCUGACGUACGUGGAAGGCGUGUGCGUCAUAUGGUUCACCAUCGAGGUGUUCACGCGUGUCAUCUUCUGCCCUGACAAGGUCGAGUUCUUCAAGAGCUCGCUCAACAUCAUUGACUUCGUGGCCAUCCUGCCCUUCUACCUGGAGGUGGCGCUCAGCGGCCUGUCAUCCAAGGCUGCCAAGGAUGUCUUGGGCUUCUUGCGUGUCGUCCGCUUCGUCCGGAUUUUGAGGAUCUUCAAGCUCACGCGCCAUUUUGUCGGGCUCCGUGUGCUGGGCCACACCCUGCGUGCCAGCACCAACGAGUUCCUGCUCCUAAUCAUCUUCCUGGCGCUCGGGGUGCUCAUCUUCGCCACCAUGAUUUACUACGCUGAGAGAAUCGGCGCUGACCCCGGGGACCCCACGGCCACCGCGCACACCUCGUUCAAGAACAUCCCUAUCGGCUUCUGGUGGGCCGUGGUCACCAUGACUACGCUGGGCUACGGUGACAUGUACCCGGAGACAUGGUCGGGCAUGUUGGUCGGCGCUCUGUGCGCCCUGGCUGGCGUGCUGACCAUCGCCAUGCCCGUGCCCGUCAUCGUCAACAACUUCGGCAUGUACUACUCGCUGGCCAUGGCCAAGCAGAAGCUGCCCAAGAAGAAGAAUAAACACAUCCCACGAGCCCCGCAGCCCGGCUCGCCCAAUUACUGCAAGCCUGACGCUCUCGCCAUGGCCACUGCCUCGCCGCACAGGAUCAUGGGUAACGUGCUGGGCGGCAGCAUAGCAGGGGACUGCCCCCUGGCGCAGGAAGAGAUCAUCGAGAUCAACAGAGCAGACUCGAAGCAGAACGGGGAUGCGGCUAACGCAGCCCUGGCUAACGAGGACUGCCCCACAAUAGAUCAGGUGCUGGGGCCGGACGACCGGAGUCCAGCAACAGGGACUGGGCGCUACCCGCACGACCGCGCCUGCUUCCUGCUCAGUGCCGGCGAGUUCCGCACCACCGACAGCAAUGUCAGGAAAGGUUGUGUCGUGUCAUGCGUUUCUGCUGGCUAUGAAAAAUCCCGAAGCCUGAACAACAUUUCCGGGAUGAUGGGCGCUCCUCUGCGUUUGACCCCCAUCACUCCUAUCAACAGCGCCCCCUACGAACCCUACGACUCCCCUGGACCUCUGCGCCGCUGCCGUUCUCCGAUCCCGUCCAUUUUGUAG
This is a messenger RNA of Neoarius graeffei (lesser salmon catfish), 2103 nucleotides long. RefSeq names its product potassium voltage-gated channel, Shaw-related subfamily, member 3a (gene kcnc3a). Gene Ontology annotation, cellular component: axon; dendrite membrane; voltage-gated potassium channel complex. Gene Ontology annotation, biological process: protein homooligomerization; potassium ion transmembrane transport. The transcript is spliced from 6 exons. Bases 121 to 2103 code for a protein of 660 amino acids. The record is from RefSeq and is a predicted model, not a curated record. NCBI's taxonomy places the organism in Eukaryota, Metazoa, Chordata, Actinopteri, Siluriformes, Ariidae. Gene Ontology annotation, molecular function: protein binding; delayed rectifier potassium channel activity.